AUAUAUACUUUACUUACUUCAUAUACUGAAGGCAAUAAUAAACAAAUCCAUAAUGGCGUCAGAAACAAUAACAGAUAUGAAGGGUAACAUUGUAAAGAUGGAGGUGGAUUACAGCGAAACCUGUGACAAAAAGAUUCCAGAGUGUGAAGAAAUGGCUAAGAGUGGAAAGUUAAUUGAAGCUUUGGAAGCUCUAUUAUCUUUGGAGAAACAGACUAGAACUGCUGCAGACAUGUUUUCCACCAGCAGAAUCCUUGUUGCAGUUAUCAAAAUCUGCUAUUCAAAUAAUAAUUUAGAUAUGUUAACCGAACACUUAGUUGUCUUAACAAAGAGGAGAGGACAGCUCAAGCAGGCCGUAACUAAAAUGGUUCAAGAAGCAUGUACAUAUGUUGACGAUAUUGAGAAUAAAGAAAAUAAAUUAAAACUUAUUGACACGCUACGUACAGUUACAGCAGGAAAGAUAUAUUUAGAAUUAGAACGCGCCAGAAUCACUCGGAAAUUAGCUGUUAUUAAAGAGAAUGAUGGUGAUAUUACUGAAGCUGCAAAUAUUCUACAAGAACUUCAAGUUGAAACUUAUGGUUCAAUGGAGAAGCGAGAGAAAGUGGAAUAUAUCCUAGAGCAGAUGAGAUUGUGUUUAGCGAAAAAAGAUUUUAUACGAACGCAGAUCAUUAGCAAAAAAGUCAGCAUUAAAUUUUUUGAAGAUGAAAAGCAACAGGACUUGAAAUUAAAAUAUUACCAAUUAAUGAUCGAGUUAUGUCAUCAGGACGGCAAAUAUUUACCUAUCUGUCGUCACUAUAACGCUGUGUACUCCACACCAUGCAUACAAGAAGAUCAAGACAAAAUGAAAGAGGCUUUGCGGAAUGUGGUUUUGUAUGUUAUCCUUUCACCUCACGACAACGAGCAAGCCGACUUCUUAGCUAGAAUUUCCCAAGAAGCAAAGUUAGAAGAAAUUUCUUUGUUCAAAUCUAUUCUAAAGAACUUCACUACUGCUGAAUUGAUUGAUUGGACGCGCUUCAAAGAGAUGUAUGAGAAGGAACUUUGCGAGGGCUCAGCAGAUAAUCCAGCUACUAACGUGUUUAACAAAACAACGGAGGAUGGGAAGAAAAGAUGGGAUGACUUAAAAAAGAGAGUAGUCGAACAUAACAUCAGAGUAAUGGAAAAAUAUUAUACACAAAUCACGAUGCAAAAAAUGGCGCAUUUACUCGAUUUGUCUGUCGAGGAUUCAGAAAAGUUUUUAUCUGAUUUGGUCACUUCAAAGACUGUGUUCGCGAAAAUAGAUCGACCGGCCGGUAUCGUUGUUUUUCGACCUCCUAAAGAAGCAGGCGACACUUUGAAUGAAUGGUCGCGUGAUAUCUCGGAAUUGAUGAAUCUGUUGAACAAAACGACGCAUUUGAUCACGAAGGAGAAAAUGGUACAUCAGUUGUUAAAUUGAUGUGUAUGACUGAUUUUGUGUGACUGUAAUCUCUCUCAUUCAGUUUUGUAUCUUUAUCUGUAAGAAAGUUAAUUAUUGUCGUGACGACAACAA
Molecule: messenger RNA, 1522 nt
Organism: Hydractinia symbiolongicarpus
Lineage: Eukaryota; Metazoa; Cnidaria; Hydrozoa; Anthoathecata; Hydractiniidae
Product: 26S proteasome non-ATPase regulatory subunit 12-like
Exons: 11
Coding region: 53-1429 (458 amino acids)
Cellular component (GO): proteasome regulatory particle, lid subcomplex; nuclear proteasome complex; cytoplasm
Source: RefSeq, a predicted model, not a curated record